This is a messenger RNA of Paraglomus brasilianum, 1342 nucleotides long. NCBI's taxonomy places the organism in Eukaryota, Fungi, Glomeromycota, Glomeromycetes, Paraglomerales, Paraglomeraceae. The record is from the annotation of a GenBank genome assembly.
AACUUUUCCGAUAUAUUUGAUAAUAUUCACAUGGUAUCUUGUUCAAGAGCAUUACAAAGGUUAUUGCUAAGGCCGAUAUUUGGCUUAAUCCUGAUAUUUGUCAUUUUGACGACGGUGCUUCAUUAUUUUAUUGAACCAAAUGAAGAUCUACCUAUAACGACGGAAGAGCCAACUAUAACGACAGAAGAGCCAUGGACAAACAACGAUAUAUAUAACAUACCCACAUUUGAUUCUAAUACCGUUUGCGAUGGUGAAUGCAACGACAAUGAUGAAAAAUUCAUCACAUACUUACCACAUAGUCAAUUCAAUAAUCAACGCAUUGAAUUAGAAAAUGCCAUUCUUCUUGCAUACUACACUAACCGUACUCUCAUUGUACCUCCCCUUAUACUCGGACAUAUCAGCGCGUGGGCACCGUUCGAUAAGCUCUACGACUACCUAUCUUUAAAGCUACACAAGGACAAAUGUAGCUCGCGCGGUUCAAAUGCAAAGUCAACGGGGAUGCAUCGAAUACCACCUUGUGAUUCCUGGACUAAGCUUAAUUGGUAUGAAGUAUAUAAUCUGACGGCAAUCCAAAAGGAAGAACGCAUACGGAUGAUGUCAGCGCCAAGCUUUAAAGUUGAGUGGAUAAAGGAGACCCUGCAAAUAAAGGAUGAUGAUAUCAAAUACUUCAAAGGCGAUACCUUAUAUAACAUUAUGGUGUACGAUGAUCCCCAAAGCACCACUGCUCUUGGAAAAUAUCAACAACGUGCCGAUAUCUCAGACCUCAAGUCUCUUCCACAAAAACUCAUAUACUUCAACAGUUUGUUUGGUGGUUCCCGUGUUCUAACCGAACUCGAAGAACAUCAGCAACUUCGUCGUCGCAUAUUACGCCGCUUUGUUUUCAUCUACCCGAACGUCAUGUCCACUGCCAACAAGAUAGUUGCAAAAUUGGGUGGUGAGCGAUCCUACAUCGGCAUUCACGUUCGAGUGUCCGAUGGACCUUUCAAAAGGGGCGCUCAACAAAUAGUCGAGUCUAUUAUGAGAAAAUUAUCCGAUUUCAACUCGACCUCUGAUGAAGUGGGCCUGUUGCAAUCGAAGACAUGUCAGCACGACUUUGGUCCAAUUAACGAUAAGAUAAUCUACAUGGCAACAGACAUAGUUAAUUCAAGAGAGACGAAAGAGUAUGGAUUAUUAUACGAGAACUUCCCGUGUAUAAUGACACUAUCAGACUUUGAUCCGUUAUUGAAGGACUUAACUUCGGUAGUAAAUAAAUGGGAUAACAUGAACAUGUACAAAUUCCUUCUUCCAUUCGUCGAUUUGAUAGUGUCUGCAAAGGGAGGCAAUUUUAUUGGAACCAGUCAUA